This is a messenger RNA of Cuscuta epithymum, 749 nucleotides long. The record is from the annotation of a GenBank genome assembly. Lineage: Eukaryota; Viridiplantae; Streptophyta; Magnoliopsida; Solanales; Convolvulaceae.
AUUUAAUUCAGGAAUUCAAAAUUUGAAUCCGCCGGAUAGAUCUAACCCAAGUUGCUCAAGUAACUCAAGCCCAGCGAUUUAUCCGGUAUUUAGAAAAACAUUCAGCGGAGUAAAAAAACACAACUGCUAUAUUAGCUGUCAUUGGAAACCGCGGUUAACUAACCACGGUCAAUUCGCCUGCACGAAGCGGGGAGGGUUUCAUUUGCCCUUUUUUCGUGUAUAUAUAAUCCCUUGAGGCCGGCCGGUUUGCUCAUCUGUAAUUAGAGAGGCGUCUUGAUAAACGCCGAUCUUAAUUUCUCUAGCAUUUCCUUCCAUUUCUUCUGCAAUUUUGAAUAGCCUGCUUUCUGUCUCAACAAAUCUCGAAGAUGAGGGAGUGCAUUUCAAUCCACAUCGGUCAAGCUGGUAUCCAGGUCGGAAAUGCCUGCUGGGAACUUUACUGCCUCGAGCAUGGUAUUCAGCCGGAUGGCAACAUGCCUGGUGACAAGACAAUUGGAGGAGGUGAUGAUGCAUUCAACACCUUCUUCAGUGAAACUGGAGCUGGCAAGCAUGUCCCGCGUGCUGUGUUUGUAGAUCUGGAGCCGACUGUCAUUGAUGAAGUUAGGACUGGAACCUACAGACAGCUUUUUCACCCCGAGCAGCUGAUCAGCGGUAAGGAGGAUGCUGCCAACAACUUUGCCCGUGGUCAUUAUACCAUUGGGAAAGAGAUUGUUGACCUCUGCCUGGAUCGCAUCCGCAAACUUGCUGAUAAC